Molecule: messenger RNA, 2112 nt
Organism: Micromonas pusilla CCMP1545
Lineage: Eukaryota; Viridiplantae; Chlorophyta; Mamiellophyceae; Mamiellales; Mamiellaceae
Exons: 1
Biological process (GO): N-terminal peptidyl-methionine acetylation
Cellular component (GO): cytoplasm
Molecular function (GO): protein binding
Source: RefSeq, a predicted model, not a curated record
UACGAGAACAAGCAGUACAAGAAGGGUCUCAAGGCUGCCGACGCGGUGCUGAAGAAGUUUCCGAAUCACGGCGAGACGCUCUGCAUGAAGGGGCUCAUCGUGUCGUACGCGACGCCGGAGAACAAAGAGGAGGCGUACGAGCUCGUGAAGCACGGGCUGAAGUACGACGUGCGAUCGCACGUGUGCUGGCACGUGUACGGGCUCCUGAACCGCGCGGACAGGGACUACCGCGAGGCGAUCAAGUGCUACCGAAUGGCGCUGCGCAUCGACGAUCAGAACGCGCAGAUCUUGCGAGACCUCUCGUGGCUGCAGAUCCAAGUUAGGGACCUGGACGACUUCGUGGAGACGCGAAGGCAGCUGCUGCAGGGGAAGCCGACGCAGAAGACGAACUGGAUCUCGUUCGCGAUGGCCAACUUCCUGUGCGGGAAGCACGACGUCGCGCUCUCCGCGAUCGACAAGUACGAGACGUCGGUGAAGAAACACGCCAAGCCGGAUGACCCUCUCAUGGCGAAAUACGAGGACAGCGAGCUCAUCAUGUUCCAGGCGAUGAUCUUAGAGGAGGCUGGGAAGUUUAAGGAGGCGCUCGCGCUGAUCGCGGCGAGGGAGGGGAAGAUCGUGGACGCGAUCGGCGCGAUGGACGCGCGCGCGAGGAUGCUCCUCGCGAUCGGCGACGUCUCCGGCGCGGCGGACGCGUACCGAGCGUUGAUCGAUCGCAUGCCGGAUAACCACGAGUACCACCGGGCUUUGCAUAAGUGCAUCAUUGGGGUGGACGACGUGUCGGACGUCGCGUCGCUAAACGCGGACGACGUGAGCAAGCUAGAGGCGUUGUACGACGAGCUCGGGGUGAAGCAUCCGCGGUGCGACACGAUCAAACGGUUUCCGUUGGAGUACUCGUCGGGCGCCGCGUUCGAGGCGAAGCUCCGCGCGUUCGCGGAGAAGCCGCUCCGCAAGGGCGUCCCGUCGCUGUUCCAGGACAUCGAGGCGCUGUACGCGAACGACGAGAAGGCGGCGAUCAUGGGGCGCGUGUUCGAGGACAUCGCGGAGACGUUGGAAAAGACGGGCGCUUUUCCUCCCGCGCAAGGCGAUGGAGAGAAAGAGAAGGAGAAGGAGAAGGACCCGUCGUCGUGCCGCGUCCACGCGCUCGCGCUGCUCGCGCACCACAAGUCCAAGACGGGCGACGACGCCGGCGCGCUCGCGACGAUCGACGCCGCGCUCGCGAUCGAGUCCAAGUCGAAGAUCGAGUGCCUGCUCGCGAAGGCGACCUUCUUGGAGAAGGCGGGCGCGUUGAGAGACGCGGCGAGGGUUGGGGAAGAAGCGCGCGCCGCCGACCUCGCGGACCGGUUCCUCAACAGCGUCUGCGUGCGACGGCUGCUGCAGUGCGGCGAGCACGAGGAAGCGGAGAAGACGGUCGCGCUGUUCACGCGCGACGGCGACCAGGCGUCCAACUUGUACGACAUGCAGUGCGCGUGGUUCGAGAAUUACGCGGGCCGAUGCCACGCCGCCGCGGGCCGCCGCGGCCGCGCGCUGAAAUACUUCCAAGCCGUGAAGACGCACUACGACGACAUGGAAGAAGACCAGUUCGACUUCCACCAGUACUGCCUGCGCAAGAUGACGCUGCGAUCGUACGUCGAGAUGCUGCGCGUAGAGGACGCGCUCUACGCCCGCGCCGCGUACAGGGAAGCCGCGAAAGGCGGCAUCGAGACGUACGUCGACUUGCACGACAAGCCGCUCGCGGAUGAGGAAGCCGCCGAGGAGGCGAUGCUCGCGGCGAUGACGUCGGACGCGCGGAAGCAAUACCGGAAAGACAAGCGGAAGACGGAGGAGAAAGAGGCGAAGAUCAGGGAGGCGAAGAAGCGGGAGGAGGAGAGGGAGCUGAAGAAGGCUGCGGACGCGGCGGCCAAGGAGGGGAAGAAGCGAAAGCCGACGCCGAAGAAGGAGGACCCGGAUCCGAAUGGCGAGAAGCUCGCGCGCACGAAGACGCCGUUGGACGACGCCGCGAAGCUGCUCGAGCCGUUGCUGAGACACGCGGGGGCGCACCUCGAGACGCACGCGCUCGCGUUCGAGGUGUACGCGCGCAAAGGGAAGCUCCUGAAGGCGUUGCGCGCGGUGAAC